CUCCCACCUCCCCGUCGUCCCCUCCCUUGCUUUUCUAGCUCGUCGCAUCGUUUAGCACCACAGCCAAUACCUCUCCGCUCGCCUCCCAACCAUACCUGGAUUCCAGCAAGAUAUAUUAGUCACGAAGAAAAAAUAUGUCUCGACCGAAAAGAAUCGACGUAACCAUCCCAUGUACCGAGUGAAGAAUUAUUAACGGAAUAUCACCGGAGAAGAACACUGCGUGUGUUCCAGAGGCGUUCGCUGCUCGAGUGAGCACCUUUUGGUUCGGGGCGCGCACACGCACGGAGCUGAGCAGAGAUGGGCGCUUGGACGCUGAUGCUGUGCCUCCUCGCCAUUGUGAGAGGCAACCUGGGGGCAGAUACUGAGGAGCGGUUGGUGGAGCACCUGCUAAACCCCGCCCACUACAACAAACUGAUCCGCCCAGCAACCAAUGGUUCCGAACUUGUGACAGUUCAGCUAAUGGUGUCUUUGGCCCAGCUUAUCAGUGUGCAUGAGAGAGAGCAGAUCAUGACCACAAACGUAUGGCUCACACAGGAAUGGCAGGACUACCGUCUGACAUGGAUCCCUGAGGAGUUUGAUGGUAUGGAGAAGGUCAGAUUGCCCUCCAAACACAUCUGGCUGCCAGACGUUGUGCUGUAUAACAACGCUGAUGGGAUGUAUGAGGUGUCCUUCUACUCCAACGCUGUGGUCUCCCAUGACGGCAGCAUCUUCUGGCUGCCACCGGCCAUCUACAAGUCGGCCUGCAAGAUUGAAGUGAAGCACUUCCCCUUCGACCAGCAAAACUGCACCAUGAGGUUCCGCUCCUGGACCUACGACCGCACCGAGAUCGACCUCAUCCUCAGGUCCGACGUGGCCAGCAUGGACGACUUCACGCCCAGCGGAGAGUGGGACAUCAUCGCCCUGCCGGGACGACGGAACGAGAACCCGGCCGACCCCACCUACGUAGACAUCACCUACGACUUCAUCAUCCGCAGGAAACCUCUGUUCUACACCAUCAACCUCAUCAUCCCCUGCGUCCUCAUCACCUCGCUGGCCAUCCUGGUCUUCUACCUGCCCUCCGACUGCGGCGAGAAGAUGACCCUGUGCAUCUCCGUCCUCCUGGCCCUCACCGUCUUCCUCCUGCUCAUCUCCAAGAUCGUCCCCCCCACCUCGCUGGACGUGCCCCUGGUGGGGAAGUACCUGAUGUUCACCAUGGUCCUGGUGACCUUCUCCAUUGUCACCAGCGUGUGUGUCCUCAACGUGCACCACCGCUCGCCCACCACGCACACCAUGCCGCCCUGGGUCAAGCUGGUGUUCCUCAACAAGCUGCCGGCGCUGCUCUUCAUGCGGCAGCCCCGGAACAGCUGCGAGCGCCAGAAGCUGCGCCAGCAGCGGAGGGGACAGGAGCGGAGGGAGGGCGGCCGGGACGGGGGCUCCGCCGGGGGCCUGAUGGUGGGCCUGGGGCUCGGGGGAGGAGGGGGCGGCGUGGUGGGCCUCGGGAAGGAAAACGACGACCCCUGCACGUGUUACGUGAACCGAGCGUCCGUGAAGCAGUUCGGCGGGGAGCUGGGAGGAGGCGCGGGGGGAGGAGCCGGAGGGGGGUCGACGGACGGACUGAACGGGCUGCGGGAGGGCCGGGACGGGAACAGGAUGGGGGGGAAACAGGGAGGAGGCGGACCAGCUCUGACCCAGACCCUGCUGGGACAGGCCUGCCCGGGGUUCGAGGAGGCUGUUGAUGGGGUCCGCUUCAUCGCCAAUCACAUGAAGAGUGAAGAUGACGACCAGAGCGUGAGCGAGGACUGGAAGUACGUUGCCAUGGUGAUCGACCGCCUGUUCCUCUGGAUCUUUAUAAUCGUGUGUGUGUCCGGUACCGUCGGGAUGUUCCUCCAGCCGCUGUUCCAAAACUACACCGCCAAGACCAUCACCAACACCAAUGGCUGACGGUUCAGGUGUCCCGCAGACUCAGUGGACACUGCCCCCACCCAAUCAGCACAGAAGGACAGGGACAGGAGGGAGGGACCUGCCCAGCGGGGGGCGGGAAGUGGGUUUUAAUAAGUCUGUGGAACUGAAUUAGACUGCAGCCACACCCAUUUACCUUUAUAGACUGUUUACUGAACUGCUCAGAAGAACUAAACUCAACACCAACAAAUGUAUUAAAGACACUUGUUUCCAGAGUAGAGAUGAAUGGAUGGAAGGAUCUUCCCUUUUUCCUAGAGGAAGGUGAAGAUAUUCCUCUGCUCUCUCCCUCUGAGUGACAAGCGGCAGAAGCCAAUCAGGGAGAGGGCACUCUGGUUGACUUCCUGUAGAUUGCUGUGCCAGCCAAUCAAUGCUCUUCAUUCCAAGCUUACUGAAGUGCAAGCUUACUGAAGUCUAUUGUCCCACCGCCAACUGCUAUAGAACCUACUGCUUUUCUAAAGGAACCUUGACUGGUGACUGCCAACCAACCAGGGAAGGGGACAGGAAAAUGAGGAGUGGUCAAGGUUCAUCAUAGUUUUUUCCUAGCCACUUCUCUUCAGGUCUAAUAGUACAGUAGGCCUUUAUUUUACAGUAGCAUAGCAGCUUAACACAGGAUAAAGUAGCUUUGACUAUAACAAUAAUGCUAUUUCUCUGUGUCUGUUUCUGAUAGAGCGGUAUGGUGCAGUGCUAUUGUCAUAUGAUUAUAUCAAAAAAUCUUUUUUUAAAGAAUGUGAUAUUACCUGUACUACACAGCCUGUGAUUCACACACUAACACUAUAAGCGAAGGAGGGGAACAACUGAUGAGACUGAGUCGUUUAAUAGAGUGUGAUAAGGUGUAUGGCUGGACAUAUCUGUUGAGAUAGGAGCAGCUGUGCAGCCAGGUCAUUGACAUCAGUUGCAAUGAACAGAGUUUAAAUUCAAUCAGUUUGUGGGAAACUAAGGCCGAAUUAAGUGCAGAUGGAGUAGAUCAUCUCCUUUUAGAGAGGACCCUCAUGGACAUUUAAUUAGUGCUAUAAAUAGUGGCAAAUGGCCGUGUUUAGCUGAGCUGGAGUAAAUCACCUUGUAGAUUGGAGCCGUGUUGGCAGAAAGACAGGUAUUGGGAUAAAUAACCAACAUUUAACCGGAAUCAAUAGGAAUAAUGACAUCUGCUCCUGAAACAGAAGCCUCUGUGUGUUGUGAAUAUGCACUUGCACACAUUUUCAAUCUGUAAUUUCUAUAAUUCUUGUCAUCAAAGACCUUGUGUCCCUCUUCCCUCAGCGUCGUGGAAGGACUCCCAGGGCACACACCUUCUGUAGUUAUUACAGUAACGGGCCCAGUUCAUUUCCUAAUGUCCAGUGUGUGUGUUCGGUAUUGCCUGCUGCAUUAUCACAUCUGUCGGAUGCAGUGUGCCAGAGAGUGUAAUUCCCUCACCGUUUAACCUCCCCCGCCCUCUCCCCCUCGUCCUCCCUCUCCCUGGAUCACAGUCCGUGAUUAUGAUAAUAACCAGCCCGCCUCCGUGUCGAAGAACAGCUAACACAAUAUACCUCCAUAGCUAGGUGUUAGCUGCCAUCCUGGGUGAUACCCUUCUAUGACCUUAUGGAAGUCUGUGGGACACACAGGCUUUUCACAGUGGGAUAGACCAGGAUUACCCUGGAUAUUCCCAGGGGAACCCCAGGACGUUCCCAGGAGUGUGAAGAGUCUUGCUGUUGAAUCCUGAGGAGUAGGGAGCUGUUCCCUUUCCCACUUAAGGGCUUGGCUGUAGAGCUGUGGCGCAGUGCUUUACGUCCCCUGUCUUUGUCCCUUUCUCUCUCUUCACUAUGUCCUUCUGUCUCCCUCACUCCCUCUCUCUCUCCCUCCUGCCUCCCUCCCUACUCCCAGUUUGUGCUGUGUCUCUCGCUUUGUCUGUACUCCUGUCUCACUCCUCCCUCCUUCCUGUCUGUCCCCCUGUCUCACUCCUCCCUCCUUC
Messenger RNA from Esox lucius (northern pike), 3880 nucleotides. RefSeq names its product cholinergic receptor, nicotinic, beta 2 (gene chrnb2). Gene Ontology annotation, cellular component: neuron projection; synapse; postsynaptic membrane. The record is from RefSeq and is a predicted model, not a curated record. Gene Ontology annotation, biological process: nervous system process; regulation of membrane potential; signal transduction. Gene Ontology annotation, molecular function: acetylcholine-gated monoatomic cation-selective channel activity; transmembrane signaling receptor activity. Lineage: Eukaryota; Metazoa; Chordata; Actinopteri; Esociformes; Esocidae. The coding region runs from base 298 to 1920 and encodes 540 amino acids. The transcript has 6 exons.